AUGGAGGAUAGGGGUGGUGAGAUGUUUCUGGUGGCGGUCAUUUUUCUUGGGCUGUGCUGGUCCGCAGUCCUGCUGCGGAUUUACUGUCGGGCCUUUGUGAUAAGAUCUCUGGGAACCGACGACCAGCUCAUGAUUUUGACCCUGGUCAUAUUCACCUGUUACCUGGGACUACAGAUCCAAGCGGUGCAUUAUGGCGCUGGCCAACACAGAAUCGAUCUAGAUCCGCAGAACUAUUCCAGAGCCUUGGAGCUCAUGUAUGUGUCGCAAAUUCUCUACAUCGCGAGCACAUGUAUACUCAAACUCUCGGUCGGCUUCUUCCUCCUGCGAAUCUCGGUCAAGUCUGGUCAUGUCUGGGCCGUACGAAUACUCAUGCUGGUCAGUCUCCUGUUUGGAGUCAGCUACCUGAUGGUCGUCGCCAUGCAGUGCCUACCGGUCACAGUCUUCUGGGAGAUUUCACCUCGCGACCCAUACCAGUGUCUACCCCAGAAUGUGCUGUUAGUCUUGACAUAUUGCGGCUCGGCAAUCAACGGCCUGACGGACUGGGGAUUCGGCAUCCUACCAUUCUUCAUCGUAUGGUCCCUCAGCUUGCCAUUGAAGUCUCGCAUCCUGGUCAUCGCCAUCCUUUCAUUCGCCAUGGUUGGAUGUUCGGCAACAAUCGUGCGUGCGCGCCACAUCCCGCGCCUGUUGGAAGCAGAUGACUUUUUGUUCGCAACGGCCGACGUGGCAAUAUGGUCGACGGUUGAGCCUGGCAUCGGAAUCACGGCUGCGUCCAUCGCCACUUUGCGCCCGCUGUGGGAUCUCGUCUGCUUCCGCAUGGGGCUGAGGUCGGAAGGACCUCGUACGAAUCUCUGGUUGGACAAGCUCCCCGAGGACAAGACCGGGGGACUAGAGGCUGCAUCUAGAGGGAAAAGUGCCGACAAUAAGUUGUCUAUUUGUUCGGGCGGCCAGGGUGACCCUGAUGAUAAGUUGGUCGUCAAGGUGGAUGCGGCGUCUUCUAUAAACUCGGACGCCAAGGAUAAAAGCAGCGACUCCUCUAACAAAAACUACACCCACUAUGUAUCGUCUUCAUCGAACGACGGCAGCGACGAUGCAAACGUGGCUGAUACGGACAAACAAAGGACCAAGGGCAAGGAUUCUGAGGGCAAGCGGAAGCGCUUCCUCUUUGCAUCCCCCUCCAUGCUCGGGUUGCAGGUUGUGCCGCAGGGCGUAAUGUUGAACACGACCAUCCACCCGCACCGCAAGAGCAUGGCCGCGAAAAGCUAUAGCGCCCAAAUGGAUGAUGUGUACGAGGAUAUGGUUCAUCAGAUGAGCGACGCCUUUGGCAACACGGCGUCCAGGCCGGGUUCGGUUGGCAUACCGCGCGACCCGCUCACUUUGAGUACUGCACAAACCCAAGAGGACGACGAUGACGACGCCGGGUCCGCCUUCUCGGACGCGCCCAGACUGGACUGGAAAACGCCUCGAAUCUCGCGGUUCUCCUUGGGCAACUACUGGCUCGGGCGGAUUAGUUACUGGGGAGGCGGCCGCGGCAGGCUCAGCAGGAUCGACAGCUACGCGGCCCCGCUGCAGAGGCGCGGCACGCAGCGGUCACAGAGGUCACAGAGGUCACAGCGAUCGCAGCGAUCACGAAACACGCUAAACCGCGAAAACAGCCACAGCAGCCGGCACCUGAAGCCCGGGCGAAUGCCAAGCUGGACCAGCAGCAGGCGGUCCGCGGCGAGCAUCAAUACAGGCCCCCUGCCGGCGCCGCCGAUCGAGCCGGUACCGGAGAUGCCUCUGCGCUUCUUGAAGAAGACGGAGAGCAGUAGAGACGAUGUUAAUGAUGGUGGCGGAGGUAGUAGCGGCAAGGAUUGA
This is a messenger RNA of Pyricularia pennisetigena, 1854 nucleotides long. RefSeq lists its product as uncharacterized. NCBI's taxonomy places the organism in Eukaryota, Fungi, Ascomycota, Sordariomycetes, Magnaporthales, Pyriculariaceae. The record is from RefSeq and is a predicted model, not a curated record. The transcript is spliced from 4 exons. Bases 1 to 1854 code for a protein of 617 amino acids.